GGGAUAUUGUUGAGGGCACGAAAUUCGAAAACAGGAAAAAUGGCGAUGCGUGCGGACAGCUUGCUAGACAGUCCUGUCUCAUAUAACAGUUUCCAGCGAUCGAUCCCCCUUAGAGCUUCGAAGAUUAACAUAGGGCCAUUUCGGGCUACUCAGAUCUGGAAUGAAAUCGUGGAUCACUUGAAGACAAAUGUGGAGGUCAAGAGACGUCGCUACAAGAUGAAGACUUAUGACAACAGUUUCUCCGGGGCCCAUGCUGUGGAUGUCGUCAUGACUUACUUACUCAGUGAGAAAAACACUUUCAGCACAGAUCUCUCCAGAGACAAGGCUGUUAAGCUGUGUCAGUCUCUGAUGGACCGCCAGGUUUUCUGCUCCAUCAGUAACCGCACCAGCGAGAUCAAGAAGAUGUUUGAUGACAGCCACAGCAAGCUCUAUAGGUUUGUGGGCAUGGACCCCCCGGAGGGCCUUGAGAACUCCAACUUAACCAUCAUAGAAACCAGCUCCUCCGACGAAGAACACGACUACUCCAUCAUGGAAGAUUGCAGGGGAAAUCAGUCAAUCAGACUGAGCCCUGAUCAGGAGAAUGGUUUAGAUGACAGUGUGGUGUGUAACCCCAUCGCCGUCAACAAGAAAGGACAAGUGCUACAGGAGAUUAUCUCCCUUCAUCAGUCCUUCACAAGACGUCGUAGUCGUAGUUCUCUCAAGUCUGACACAUCUAUUCUAAACCGCAGUAGUUACAGGGACUCUCCCAUACCACCAGAAGCUAUGGAGUGCCUAUGGAGAGAAGUUGCCCUGUGCCAGUUGUUGACCAUUGUAGAGAUCCCAUUCCUGGAAGGUCUUCUGACAGAACAGAAAUCUGGCAAGAAGAGCACCAAACAGAGUCUAAUGUUGACUAACUCUGUCUCCAAACACUACAACAGUGUCUGUAUGAACAGCGUCUCCGACCCCUUCAUGAGGACAGCCCUGAACUGCAUUGAGUGUCUGCCCAAAGGUUUACUAGUGCUAGAGAAAGACUUUGUCCGUGAACAGAACCCAGCCGCCAAGAUCCAGGCUUUCCAUGUUCUCAGCGGCCAUUACAAGUCACGGAGCGAUUCCCUGCUGCCAGAGAAUUUCAUCGAGGUUCACCUGGCCAUCUUGAAUUUUAUCAUCCAGCAGAAGCAUGAAGUGGCCAUUGCCUCGUUACAGUUAGACAUGAUCAUCCUGCCCUGGCACAUCAGGGAAGAACUUCGCCGUCUGCUCAAGUUCAUGGUGGCCUGUUCUGAGAUGACCGACUUCUCUGUUGAUUCCAAGGUAAACAAUGAGACACUGGUCUUGGACACAUUCACUGACUGCAUCAUUCAACACAAAGUGGUGGCUCACAAACUCGCUCGAGUCCUGGUUCUGUUCCUGAUGAAGAAUCUCAAGCGGAUCUUCACUGUUCCCAAGGAAAUCAAAGAGCGAGUGGUCACACGUCUCAACGAUCUAAAAACCGGCGAAGUCUCUCCUGUGCGAGAUAACGCAUACUGCAGUCAGGUGACUUCAGAUGAGUACCAGAAACAAGCCACCGAGUGCACAAACUCGGCCCUUGUCUCCAUGAUGAACGGUAUCCUUGACAACACCAACUUUACCCUAAAGGAAAAGAAACAGCGUCUCCGACAGUUCCAAAAGUGUCACCCAGAGCUGUAUGCCAAGAACUUCCAUGGAAUGUUGUAAUGAUGGAACUCAGUUUAGCGGACUUAUGGUGCUCUUUCUAUGUAAACGAAUUCUCUUGAUAUGUACCUUUUCAGAUAAUGCAGGGUUCAUUGUCUCUAGUGCAAUCUUAUAUUUUUUUAACGACUGUAUACCAUGUGAUAUUGUACAUAUAUUUGUAUAAAUUGAACAUUAUUUAUUGUCACCUCAAUUGAAAUAACUUUAGAACUAGAGUGUCUUAACCCUGAUAGUAUUCUUUACUCUUUUUACUAUUUACUAUAAUCCCUUUAUUUCAACUAACAAGCCAAUGGAUCUCCUAUUAUUCACUAAUAUUUUUCUGAGUCUUAUAAUCCCAUUUUUGUUUUCAACUGAAAAUUCAGUAGAUCUCAUGCACUCUGUCUCAACCACCAAGUAUAGAAUGUAGAAAAUUUUUAA
Molecule: messenger RNA, 2100 nt
Organism: Magallana angulata
Lineage: Eukaryota; Metazoa; Mollusca; Bivalvia; Ostreida; Ostreidae
Product: DEP domain-containing protein 7-like
Exons: 7
Coding region: 40-1689 (549 amino acids)
Biological process (GO): intracellular signal transduction
Source: RefSeq, a predicted model, not a curated record